UUCUGUCUUUGCACGCUCUCUGCUCCUAACCUCUGCAACUUCAUUCUCUCUCUCUCUCUCUCCACUGUCCUUUCACCUUCAUCCUAUUUUCACUGUCCUCUUUUUCUCUCUCCAGCUCCAUUUCCAUCUCGUUCUCCAAGCUGUUUGGCCAUGACCGGAGACAAAACCGGCGGCGGAAAGGAGAAGCUCGUGGUGGAGGUGGUGGGGGCCCACAACCUCAUGCCCAAAGACGGCGAGGGCUCGUCGUCGUCGUUCGUCGAGGUCGAGUUCGAGAACCAGCGGUUACGAACACAGGUCAAGCCCAAGGAUCUCAACCCCAUCUGGAACGAGAAGCUCGUCUUCCAUGUCGCAGACGUCAACGACCUCCCCUACAGAACCCUCGAGGUCAACGUCUUCAACGAGAAACGCUCCUCCAGUAGCAGAAAUUUUCUCGGGAAAGUUCGGGUUUCUGGCUCCAGCGUCGCCAAAGAAGGAGAAGCCUUGGUUCAGCUCUACACGCUCGAGAAAAGGAGCCUCUUUUCGCACGUGAGAGGAGAGAUCAGUCUCAAGAUGUACGUCUCCACGUCGGAGGACGUCGGCGAGGUACCGCGUCGUGUGAACGGUUCUGGUUCAAAGAAGAGCAAGAAGGUUCAGAACUCAAGUGCUUCUCAGCAGAAACAGACACCGCAGAUAGCUGUUCAUGACAGCAAGAAAAACGGCGGAGCUCAAAAUCACGGCCCAGGACAUGCAAAGCUACCGAUGGUGCCGAACCCCGGCGAGAUCAAGCCAGUCGUCGUUACCACCGUCCCAGCCGGGCCGGCAGUACCGCCGCCAGGACCCGUCUGCGGCGGCGGAGCAUUGUCCCUGUUUUCAAACACGACCAGUGAGUUCUCACUUAAAGAGACAAAGCCACGCCUCGGCGGAGGCGGCGGUUUGAGCGCCAAGGACAAGACAAGCUCGACGUACGAUCUCGUGGAGCAAAUGCAGUAUCUUUACAUUAGAGUUGUGAAGGCCAAGGAUGUCGCUGUUUCCGGAGAAGUCGUGUCGGAAGUCAAACUGGGAAACUACAGGGGAGUGACCAAAAGGGUAAGUUCGAACAGUGUCGAGUGGAACCAAGUCUUCGCGUUUUCGAAAGAUUGCAUACAGUCAUCAGUCGUGGAGGUCUUCGUCAAAGAGGGUAACAGAGACGAGUUCAUGGGUCGUGUCUGGUUCGACCUGAGCGAGGUUCCGACACGUGUUCCGCCGGACAGUCCGUUGGCUCCGCAGUGGUACAGGUUGGAGGACAAGAACGGGGACAAGUCUCGCGGCGGAGAACUGAUGUUAUCAGUUUGGUUCGGAACUCAAGCCGACGAGUCUUUUACCGAAGCUUGGCACUCCAAGGCCGCGAACGUUCACUUCGACGGCCUCUCAUCCAUCAAAUCAAAGGUCUACUUGUCGCCGAAGCUAUGGUACUUGAGAGUUUCUGUAAUUGAAGCUCAAGACGUUGUUAUUGUUGACAAAUCCUCUGGAAACAUGAAGCUUCCAGAUCUUUCUGCCAAACUUCAAGUGGGAAAUCAGAUUCUUAGGACAGCGAUAGCGUCCGCCAGUCCAAACAGAAGCUUCUCGAACCCAUACUGGAACGAGGACUUGAUGUUUGUCGUUGCCGAGCCGUUUGAAGAUUACUUGGCUGUAACAGUGGAGGACCGGUUAGGUGCCAUGGGACAAACCGAUGCCAUUGGGAGGGUUAUGAUCCCUGUCGCUGCGGUUGAGCGUAGAACCGAUGAUAAACCGGUGGUUUCGAGAUGGUUUAGCCUUGAUAACCAUAACAAUAACCGGUUCGGAUCAAGGAUCCAUCUCCGUAUCUCGCUUGAUGGAGGGUACCACGUGCUAGACGAGGCGACAGUGUACAGCAGUGAUGUCAGACCGACGGUGAAACAGCUGUGGAAGCCUCAUGUUGGAGUUCUUGAGAUUGGAAUUCUCGGAGCCACAGGAUUGAUGCCGAUGAAGGUCAGAGGUGGGACAGGCGGGACGGCUGAUGCCUACUGUGUUGCGAAAUACGGGCAGAAGUGGGUGAGAACUCGGACUGUGGUCGACAGUUUGUGUCCGAGGUGGAACGAACAGUACACUUGGGAGGUGUCCGAUCCUUGCACGGUCGUGACCGUUGGUGUUUUCGACAAUUCCCGAGUCGACCGAACAAGUAAUUCCCGUGAUUCACGAAUCGGGAAAGUCAGAAUACGUCUGUCCACUCUCGAGACGGAUCGUGUGUACACGCACUCGUAUCCACUGAUCGUGUUGCACAACAAUGGCGUAAAGAAGACAGGCGAGAUUCACUUAGCGGUAAGAUUCUCGAGCGCGAACGCAGUGAACAUGUUUCAGAUGUAUUCCUUACCGUUGCUUCCAAAGAUUCAUUACAUUCAGCCGUUAGGAGUUCACCGUCAGAGAUAUUUAGCUAUCCUGGAUUGCAGACGUUGGGCGGCACGGUUGAGCCGGGCCGAACCACCGCUAGGCCGGGAAGUGGUUGAGUACAUGGUCGACCACGACUUGCACGUUUGGAGCAUGAGACGUAGCAAAGCUAACUUCUUCCGUGUCGUGAACGUUAUCUCUGGUCUGGUCGCGAUCGCGAAGUGGCUGGAAGCCAUCAGAAGCUGGAGAAGACCGGUGUGUUCGGCCUUGUCCGUGGUCGUGUUCUUGUUCCUUGUCUUGUUCCCUGAGCUCAUUCUCCCAUGCUUGCUCCUCUGCGUGGCUGCUAUUGGCCUUCUGCGUUUCCGGCAGCGUCCGAGGCACCCGCCGCACAUGGACGCGCGUGUCUCCCACGCGGACACGGUGUUCCCCGACGAGCUCGACGAGGAGUUCGACACUUUUCCGACAAGCCGAGGCUUCGAGGUGGUGAGGAUGAGGUACGACAGGCUCAGGAGCAUCGCCGGGAGGAUCCAGACGGUGGUCGGUGACGUGGCGACACAGGGGGAGAGGUUGCAAGCGAUGCUGAGCUGGCGAGAUCCUCGUGCGAGUUUUAUAUUUGUUGUGUUCUGUCUCUCCGCCUCCGUCGUGUUCUAUUUCGUGCCGAUGAAGGUCACGGUGGCGGUCGCCGGCAUGUAUUGGCUGAGACCGCCCCGGUUCCGGCGGAAGCUUCCGUCGCUGGUGCUGAGUUUCUUCAGGAGGUUGCCGUCGAGAGCCGAUAGCUUGCUGUAGAAGAAAACGUUGUUGAAUCUGUUGGCUUUCACAUGAGGGUAUUAUUGUCUUUUCCUAAGUUUGUAUGGUUGGUAUAACAAGGCCUGCGUAGACCUCUUCUGUAUUGGUUAGGGAUAGUUUCGUAAUUGGAUUACUAAUUAUAUAUUCCGCAUUU
This is a messenger RNA of Tarenaya hassleriana, 3301 nucleotides long. Its product is annotated as FT-interacting protein 1. The record is from RefSeq and is a predicted model, not a curated record. Lineage: Eukaryota; Viridiplantae; Streptophyta; Magnoliopsida; Brassicales; Cleomaceae.